CCGGUGAUUCAAUCAUUCAUUGUUUGCUCAUUGUGUGUGUCAAUAUUGAAAUCUGCUUCUCAUUUUCGUUGUAACCAAACAAUUUUCGAUUUUUAUUCAAAUGGCCGAUCCAAGACUGCGCCAGAUUACAAUUAAAACUGGAGUUGUCAAACGAUUAGCAAAAGAAAAAAUUUCGUACGAAAAGGAGGCGACACAACAACGGAAACGUAUCGAUCGGUUAAAAACAGAAGGUGCCGAUGAUCAUGUUUUGAGAAAGGAGGAGGAAUGCUAUCAGGAAUCGUUGAUGAUGGUGCCGGAUUGUCAACGAAGAUUGGUCAAAGCUUUCACCGAAUUGGAUGAAUACUUGAAAAACGAAUUAGAGCUUAACGAAACCAAGGAAUAUCUCGCUGCAUUUGCCGUUCUGUCUGAAGCCAAAGAGCAGAUGGAAAAUUCGUUGUAAAUCGUUGAAUAUGCCGCGCGAAUCCAUCACUAAAACUAUGCACCAACAAAAUAUCUACCAACAACAACAACCACAAUUUCCAAAUUUCACCCAUCCACCACCAUCAAUUGAAUUUUCUCUGCCCCACAUUGAUGAUGCAACAAUUGAACGUUUUUUAAUCGACCGAAAUCAUUUAGCAAUUCAAGUCGGUGAACCGAACGUUUACAAUCAUUUCAAAAUUAAUGGCAGAGAUCGGCUGACUGUGAUACAAAUGAACUUAACGAAUUUAAUCAGACAGCAGCAAAUGGACGAAACUAAUCUAAAAAAUAACAUUGCUCACCUAGCACCUGCUCCAUGGGAGGACAAAGUAAAUUCAAUCAAACAAAAUCAAAUCAAAAUCGCAAAAUUGUUGACGAAGUUCGAGGCAUUAUCAUCAUCGGAAGUGGCGAAAACAACAGUCGUAAAAAGACGAAAAAACAAAAGGAAAAUGAGAAAAGCACGUUCCACCAAGCAGGAAUUAACAAACAACACAGUAGAAGAAGCAGCAGCAACAAAAAGACCCAAAUUCGAAGAUGACUUAGAACAAUCGUACGAAAAGUACGAGAUGGAACGUAUACGGACUGCAAAUUUGAAACGGUCCAAUGAAUGUAAGAGACAGCUAGCCAUGUUGGAAUCAUUAGUCGAAUUAAGAUGCAUUCGCCGCAAAAACUCCAAUGUUACUGGAUCCGGUCAUACGUCCAGCGAAAAAUGUUUUAUCGAGCAAAUCGAUCAACUCAAAUCCAAAUGGAACGAAGCUCUGGAGAAGUGCAACUCUCUGGAAAAUAAAUUGAAAAUGUUGCUGACCAGCACUGCUUCUCAGCUUUGGUUAAAUGCUUUAUUUUCGAAUACCGAAGCGCCGUUCGUCGAUAACACUGCGGACGUUAAAGCUCUCUUGGAUAUUAGAAAAUCAUGGGACUUGUGUCUCGUCACCAAUGCAAAUGUUUUCGGAUCGUCAAUUCCUCCCGGAUGGGUUCUACCUAAUCCAACGCCAUCUAACGAGUGGGUGCCGUUUCUGGUUAAAUAAUUUUUUUUUUCUUAAAUUUAAUUUUUGUAAUAAAUGGAAUUGCUUCAGCAAAU
Bradysia coprophila is the source of this 1534-nucleotide messenger RNA. Its product is annotated as tubulin-specific chaperone A-like. Gene Ontology annotation, cellular component: cytosol; microtubule cytoskeleton. NCBI's taxonomy places the organism in Eukaryota, Metazoa, Arthropoda, Insecta, Diptera, Sciaridae. Gene Ontology annotation, biological process: tubulin complex assembly; post-chaperonin tubulin folding pathway. Gene Ontology annotation, molecular function: beta-tubulin binding. The record is from RefSeq and is a predicted model, not a curated record.